Dreissena polymorpha is the source of this 4611-nucleotide messenger RNA. Its product is annotated as dnaJ homolog subfamily C member 5-like. The transcript is spliced from 7 exons. The record is from RefSeq and is a predicted model, not a curated record. Lineage: Eukaryota; Metazoa; Mollusca; Bivalvia; Myida; Dreissenidae. Bases 101 to 787 code for a protein of 228 amino acids.
GAAAUAUUUCGACACCGGCGGCUGCUAAUUUCCGUGAUGAGAUGAAUUAUUGAUUGGUGUUUGUUGUUCCAUACUUCAUGUUUUCUGUUCCUUGUCAUUCAUGAACAAAAUGAACAGACAACGGCGUUUAUCCAAAUCAGGAGAUUCCCUCUAUCAACUUUUAGGACUUCAAAAAGGUGCUCCACAUGAUGAAAUAAAGAAAGCUUAUAGAAAACUUGCAUUAAAAUACCAUCCAGACAAAACACAAGGUGAUGAGCAGUCAACAGAGAAGUUCAAGGAGAUCAACCAUGCCCACAAAGUACUCACUGACAACACAAAGCGUGGUAUCUACGACCGCUAUGGUUCACUGGGCCUGUACGCAGCUGACAUGGUUGGGGAUGAAAACGUGAAUACCUAUCUAGUUCUGACCAGUGGCUGGUGCAAGGCCUUUGUAAUAUUCUGUGGUGUGAUCACUGGUUGUUACUGCUGCUGCUGCUGCUGUUGCUGCUGCAAUUUCUGCUGUGGAAAGUACAAACCAAAGGAUGAAGAUGAUGACUAUGCUAAUAUUCAUGAGGAAGACAGCAGCAGCCCAGAGGCAGAUGAUGGCCCCAUAACUUGCCAGCCCCCUGGGGCUGAGGGGGUAGGGUCCAUUGAGUCCAAAGCCACACCCCUACCCCCACCCCCUAGUUACACCGAGACCACCAAUCUCACAGCUGAACAAAAGUCAGUGUAUGGUAGCAGCCAUGAGUCAGACAGUAAAACCUCACUGCUUGAUAAAAAACCUACGUCUUACCAGGACAGUAAAUAAUCAAGCGCUGCAACCCAGAAGCAAUACACGUGAGUGGGACACAUUGAAGCUUACACAGGACAGCUGACAUUCCUUGCUUCACUAACUUUUCAAUUGAAGUAUUGCAAUAACAGAUUUCAUGGGUUGUUUUAUGAGCCAUGUCAUGCAAAAAUGGGUCCUAUGCCAUAAAGCUCCAGACCAGCUUGCUCAAUGUAGCAGUCUGAUCAGGAGCGGCCUUGUCUGACGCAAGGUUUUAACCCUUUGCAUGCUGAAAAAUUUGUUGUCUGCUAAAAUGUUGUCUGCUGAAUUUCUAAAAUUAUUAUUUUCUUCGUUUUUUUUUCAAAGAAUACUAUCAGAAUAGCAAACAGUUUGGAUCCAGAUGAGACGCCAUGAUCUGUGGCGUCUCAUCUGGAUCCAAACUGUUUGCAAAGGCCUUCAAAAUUCGGUUUCAGCACUAAAAGAGUUAAGGUAUCAUUUGUGGAUAGGGUAGCUCCUGACCUGACUGGGUGGAUGUGCAGGCUUGUUGGGAUAUACUUUGGUUGCAAAUGGUAUUAGACCCAUUUUAGAAAGAUGUGGCUCAUUUUAUUAUUGGAUACUUGUUUGAAAUGCAGUUAUAAGUGCAACAACAUAUAAUAUUAAGUUGUGUUAGCAGAAGACAAUUUUGAACUUUAAUAAUUGUCUUGUUUGUUUGCUAUACAAAUGUCUGUAGAUACAUUUCUUACUUAUAGUUUUAUAUCUUUUAUAGAUGAACAAUAUUUAUUUGUAUACUUGUUAUGUUAAACCUAUUCACUUUAAAUUGUUUCCAAUACUUACAACACUAGUACAUUAAGCUUGACUUGUCACAUUUUGACAUUCCUGUUUUCAUUUUCUGUCUGCAUAGAUAAAAUGAAUUUAGGCUUGUUUUAGUUUGUGCGUAAGUUUUUUAAAAUUAAUUCUGGGGUUAGUGUGAGGUAUGGCCAUCUUCACACGGGAUCAAACCCCGAAAUGCUUGUCAUUUAGUGUUCCAAGGCAGUAAAUCAGAAAGUGUUUAGUUUUAUAGUUUGAUAUCUUGUACAAGUAUUAUAAAUUAAUAGAUCUGAGGAUGGUUUCAAAUUAAUUUUAUUUUAACACCAAAUGCAUGCUUUAAAUUGUGGUAUUGAUGGCAGACAAACUGUUUUUCCUAUUUCAUUUUUGUUGGUGUCUGAUAAGAAUUCACAUUGAAUAACGCAACAUUCUCUGUAGUGUCACUGGAAGUUCAUUGUUGUCACUUUGUUUACGCAAAUCAACUUCACAUAAGGUUCGUAAUUUCUUUAUCCAUGUUUUGCACCAUACAAUCGAUCUUUAUUAAACAUGUUAAGUUAUUGAAAUUUUCAGGAAAGUGUACUGUGUGCGAUAUAGAUUCAAAAAUGAAAUAACAUGGGAUUUAAUAGGCGGAAAGUGUUGACCCUGAUUAGCUUGCAGACAAACAGAUUAACCCUUUCAGCGCUGGAACCGAAUUUUAAAGGCCUUUGCAAACAGUUUGGAUCCAGAUGAGACGCCACAGAACGUGGCGUCUCAUCUGGAUCCAAACUGUUUGCUAUUCUGAUCUAAAAAAAUCGAAGAAAAUGCUAAUUUUAGAAAUUCAGCAGACGACAUUUUAGCAGAAGACAAAUUUCCCAGCAUGCAAAGGGUUAAUGUGGGAUGACACUACUUACAUACAUUAAGCCCCAUUUUCCGAGAGCGACGCUCAUAUAAACUCAUCAAUAAUCAAACUGGAAUACUAUGUACACAAUAUAACCAUAAUAUUGAGCCAUGCAGAUUUCAAUGGGGUGGUUUGACUGUUAAUUGUUAGAACAGAUGACCUUUAAUUAUUCAUUGUUUACUAUUGUUAGAUGUGCUGUGUGUGUGUUGUGAACAUUUGGCACCUUUCUAUUUAUAAGCAGUGGGAUUUUUGUAUUAACAAAGUUUUGCAUAAAACAACUUUUUGUUAUUUUCUAAAGCUUAUAUGUUUAUGUAUUAAACAUCGGUAUGUACAAUGGAAUAGGUAUACAUUUUGCUUUUGGCUUUUUCAUUUAAAUUAAUUUUACCAGUGUCUAUUUUUUUAGUUUUGUGCAAUAGUCUAAACACAAAUCACUUAAAAUAUAACCAUUAAAUGCAAUUAAAAUUGUGAGCAUUCUAUGUCACAAGUUUUUUUAUAUAUACAAAAAAUUUAGUAAACAUAAUGAUAGUUUUGGGAUUAUUGGCAUUUGUAGUAUAACAUAGAUGUUGUAGGAAACAUGUGCUUAUAGCUUCUGUUUAAGAUUUCAUCCCGAGUAAUUUUCUAUAGUUAAGAUGCAUGUGAUGGUCAAGUCUUUGGCAAUUACUGCACCUGUAAUGGAUCUGAGUGCAUGAUGGCCCUUUUGUUUGUUCUAUUAUGUGUUUGUACUUACUGAAAAAAGAUCUAAUGUAAAAAUUGUUCAAUUGAAUCAAUGUUCAUGUUUAUAGUUUUCUGAAAUGAAAUUGAUUUUUUUUAAACAAGAAAAAAGUACACCAAAUAGAUUUUUUACAUUAGAAUGUUUUUGUCUUCAAUUUUUAUGCCCCCCUUCGAAGAAGAGGGGGUAUAUUGUUUUGCUCAUGUCAGUCCGUCCGUAUGUCUGUAUGUCCGUCCACCAUAUGGUUUCCGGAUGAUAACUCAAGAACGCUUAGGCCUAGGAUCAUGAAACUUCAAAGGUACAUUGAUCAUGACUCGCAGAUGACCCCUAUUGAUUUUGAGGUCACUAGGUCAAAGGUCAAGGUCACGGUUACCCGAAAAAGUAAAAUGGUUUCCGGAUGAUAACUCAAGAACGCUUAUGCCUAGGAUAAUGAAACUUCAUAGGUAGAUUGAUAAUGACUGGCAGAUGACCCCUAUUGAUUUUCAGGUCAGUAGGUCAAAGGUCAAGGUGACCCGAAAUAGUAAAAUGGUUUCCGGAUGAUAACUCAAGAACCCUUAUGCCUGGGAUCAUGAAACUUGAUAGGUAGAUUGAUCAUAACUCGCAGUUGACCCUUAUUAAUUUUCAGGUCACUAUAUCAAAGGUCAAGGUCAAAUGGUUUCUGGAUGAUAACUCAAGAACCUUAAUGGCUACGAUCAUGAAACUUUAUAGGUACAUUUAUCAUGACUCGCAGAUGACCCCUAUUGGUUUUGAGGUCACUAGGUCAAGGUCACGGUGACCAGAAAUAGUAAAAUGGUUUCCGGAUGAUAACUCAAGAACGCAUAUGCCUAGGAUCAUGAAACUUCAUAGGUACAUUGAUCAUGACUCGCAGAUGAUCCCUAUUGAUUUUCAGGUCACUAGGUCCAAGGUCAAGGUCACGGUGACCCGAAAUAGUAACAUGGUUUCCUGAUGAUAACGGAAGAACGCUUACGCCUAGGAUCAGGAAACUAGAUAGGUAGAUUGAUCAUGACUCGCAGAUGACCCCUAUUGAUUUUCAGGUCACUAGGUCAAAGGUCAAGGUUAUGUUGAUCCGAAAUAGUAAAAUGGUUUCCGGAUGAUAGCUCAAGAACGCUUAUGGCUAAUAUCAUGAAACUUCAUAGGUUCAUUGAUCAUGACUUGCAGAUGACCUGUAUUGAUUUUCAGGUCACUAGGUCAAAGGUCAAGGUCACAGUGGCAAAAAACAUGUUCACACAAUGUCUGUCACUACAACAGAGAGCCCAUAUGGGGGGCAUGCAUGUUUUACAAACAGCUCUUGUAUAUAUAUUGUCAUCACCUGUGUCUGAUUUUAUGACAUUUUGAAUGUUCAACCAUGUUGACAAGUUUUUGUAUUUUCAGCAAUUAAGUUAAAACUCACAUAUAAUUAAUGUAGAUGUGAAUAUUUCGUUUUGUUAUUGAUAUUUUUGACAACAUAUUAAUAUGUAAAUAAAAUUUAAAAAAAUG